Molecule: messenger RNA, 5131 nt
Organism: Neogale vison (American mink)
Lineage: Eukaryota; Metazoa; Chordata; Mammalia; Carnivora; Mustelidae
Product: protocadherin gamma-C4
Exons: 4
Coding region: 550-3345 (931 amino acids)
Biological process (GO): homophilic cell-cell adhesion
Cellular component (GO): plasma membrane
Molecular function (GO): calcium ion binding
Source: RefSeq, a predicted model, not a curated record
GGAAGAAGUUAUUAUGACCAUUUUAUGAAAACGGAAACAAAAACCACGACGAUGUCAGUAAACAUCUUCAAGCAAUUUGCCUCUGCUCUUUGAAGAGUAAAACUCAAUUGAUUUAGAUGGGAAAAGUUCAAAUUCAAAUAAAAUGACCGCCAGAUCGGAGAUAUAGUAAAUAUUUAAGAUGUUAAAAAUCCUUGUAAAAUUGGAAGAAUGAGUAUCUGUAUAAGGAUACAGUAGAAUUUUCUUUUAACCCACUCCUGAUUUGGAGCUCCUUUAGUAACCACUACUGCAGUUCUGCAGCCGGGACGCGGGGUGCCGCUGUUGGCUAGUACUGAGCGUAGUAUCAGCUUCUCCCGACGCAAAGCAAUCGCCUCCCCAAGGCGGAACCGCGGUAACUGGACACUCACUCUCUGGUUCUCUGCCGCCGAGAUAUCUGUCGGAGAGUCUGCCUGCCAAGACAAAUCAAGGAGUUACUCCUGCUCAGAGAGUUCUUGGGAUCAUUUAGCGAUCGUAGCUCUUCGGAAUCAGAAAGGCAACGUCGCAGAAAUUGGGAUGGGAGACCGCUUGGGACAGAAGGGCCCGGCUGGGCGGAGACGAAUGCCAUUUCUCUUUUUGCUGUCUUUGUUCUGUCCGGUGCUCCCAGAGCAGGUCCGCUACACUAUUCCCGAGGAGCUGGCCAUGGGCUCACUGGUGGGGAACCUCGCCAAGGAUCUGGGGCUUGGCAUGCGAGAUUUGCCUACCCGAAACCUGCGGAUUAGUGCACAGAAGAAAUUCUUUACAGUGAGUACUGAGAACGGGGACUUACUUGUGAGCGACCGUAUAGACCGAGAGCAGAUUUGUGGCAAGAAGUCAACGUGUGUUCUAGAAUUCGAAAUCGUCGCGGAAAAGCCUUUGAACUUCUUUCAUAUAAGUGUGGUAAUUCAGGAUAUCAAUGAUAACCCACCGACCUUUAGCCAAAAUAUCACUGAACUGGAAAUCAGUGAACUGGCCCUAACUGGAGCCACUUUUUCCCUGGAAUCCGCUCAAGAUUUAGAUGUAGGUGUCAAUUCCCUGCAGCAGUACUACCUCAGCCCCAAUCCGCACUUCUCUUUGAUUCAGAAGGAGAACCCAGAUGGCAGUAGGUACCCAGAACUGGUAGUGAAGACUCCCCUGGACAGGGAAGAGCAGUCCUGCCACCACCUGGUCCUCACCGCUGUGGAUGGGGGGGACCCAGCAAGAAGCUGCACUACCCAGGUAAUUGUGGUUGUGGCAGAUGCAAAUGACAACCCACCAGUGUUCACCCAGGAUGUGUAUAGGGCCACUGUUCAAGAGAACCUGCCCACGGGCUCCUCUGUACUAAGUGUGAUGGCCACUGACUUGGAUGAGGGGGUCAAUGCUGAGAUUACAUAUGCUUUCAUCAACACUGGCACUGUAGUGAGACAGCUGUUCAAGCUGGACAGUAAAACAGGGGAACUCACCACUGGUGGAGAACUGGACUUUGAAGAGAGAGAGAGCUACACAAUUGGGGUGGAAGCAAAGGAUGGUGGACGACACACUGCACACUGUAAAAUUCAAAUAGAUAUUUUGGAUGAAAAUGACAAUGCUCCUCAGGUAACCUUGGAUUCUGAAUCUAAACAUAUUCAAGAAGAUGCUGAGCUGGGGACUGUUGUUGCCCUGAUCAAAACACGUGACCUAGAUUCUGGAUUUAAUGGGGAAGUUUUCUGCCAACUAAAAGGAAAGUUCCCAUUUAAGAUAGUUCAAGAUACACAAAAUACAUACAAGUUGGUCACAGAUGGAGCCCUAGAUCGAGAACAGACUCCAAAAUACAAUAUCACCAUCACAGUCACAGACAGAGGAAAGCCGCCUCUCUCCUCCAACGGAAGUGUCACCUUGAACAUAAUUGAUGUCAACGACAACGCACCAGUUUUCCAACAGCCUUUCUAUUUGGUUCACAUUGCCGAGAACAACCUUCCUGGAGCCUCCAUCGCCCAAGUCAGCGCCUUUGACCCGGAUCUGGGGCCCAACGGUCGCGUCUCCUACUCUAUCAUCGCCAGCGACCUGGAGCCACGGGCGCUGGAAUCCUACGUGUCCGUGAGCGCGCAGAGCGGGGUGGUGUUCGCGCAGCGUGCCUUCGACCACGAGCAGCUGCGCGCCUUCGAGCUGACCCUGCAGGCGCGCGACCAGGGCUCGCCCGCGCUCAGCGCCAACGUGAGCCUGCGCGUGUUGGUGGGCGACCGCAACGACAACGCGCCGCGGGUGCUGUACCCGGCGCUGGGGCCCGACGGCUCGGCGCUGUUCGACACGGUGCCGCGCGCCGCGCAGCCCGGCUACCUGGUCACCAAGGUGGUGGCGGUGGACGCCGACUCGGGACACAAUGCCUGGCUGUCGUACCACGUGCUGCAGGCCAGCGAGCCGGGACUCUUCAGCCUGGGGCUGCGCACGGGCGAGGUGCGCACGGCGCGUGCUUUGGGCGACCGGGACGCGGCCCGCCAGCGCCUGCUGGUCGCUGUGCGGGAUGGGGGACAGCCGCCGCUCUCGGCCACUGCCACGCUGCUCCUGGUUUUCGCCGACAGCUUGCAGGAGGUGCUGCCGGAUGUCAGCGACCGCCCUGAGCCCUCUGAUCCCCAGGCGGAGCUGCAGUUUUACCUGGUGGUGGCUUUGGCCUUGAUUUCGGUGUUGUUCCUCCUCGCGGUGAUUUUGGCGGUUGCCCUGAGCCUGUGCCGCUCCUCCAGCCCUGCCUCCUGGGGCUGCUUUCAGACUAAUGUCUGCUCCAAGACCGAAUCUGGGGUUCUCCCCAACUUCAGCGAAGGGACUUUGCCUUAUUCUUACAAUUUAUGUGCUGCCUCACAUUCUUCAAAGACCGAGUUUAAAUUUCUCAAUAUAAAGCCUGAAAAUACUCCACCACAAGAUCUUCUGUGUAAUGAAGCCGCUUGGUUUGAAAGUACCAGUAAUGCAGAUACCCAAAUGAAUUCUAAUUCAGUCAGUUUGCAACAGCAAGCCCCGCCCAACACGGACUGGCGAUUCUCUCAGGCCCAGAGACCCGGCACCAGCGGCUCCCAGAAUGGGGAUGAGACUGGCACAUGGCCCAACAACCAGUUUGAUACGGAGAUGCUGCAGGCCAUGAUCCUGGCCUCUGCCAGUGAAGCCGCUGAUGGGAGCUCCACCCUGGGAGGAGGUGCUGGCACCAUGGGCUUAAGUGCCCGCUAUGGGCCUCAGUUUACCCUGCAGCACGUGCCCGACUAUCGACAGAAUGUCUACAUCCCGGGCAGUAAUGCCACACUGACCAAUGCAGCUGGCAAGCGAGAUGGCAAGACUCCUGCAGGUGGCAACGGCAACAAGAAGAAGUCUGGCAAAAAGGAGAAGAAGUAAUCUGGAGGCCGGGCUUGGAGCCACAGGGCAGCUUCCCGCCCCAACCAGCCCAGUCUCUCCUAACUUGUACCCAGGCCUCGGAUUUUCAGGGCUCACCCCCCCAGGAUACUGGUAGGGAUCCAGGCCAUGCUCCCCUUGGGAAACAGAAACAAGUGCCCAGUCAACACCCCCCUCUCUGCCCCCAAGGGAUUGAAUAUGCAAAGGGAGUUCUGCUGGGAACCCCCAUCCAAUCACUUGCUGUGCCCAUGGGGGUAGUGGGGUUCGUGUAGACACCAUUUAUCACACCCCCUUUAGUUACAGCUGAACUUUGCCAUCUUCCAAAUUUAAUCAGGCCCAUCUACCAUCCCCUGCUUUCCUCCUACCCAUCCCACCCCACUCCCUCAGCAGCCCCUUUUUCUCGAGUAAGGUGGUUGGGGUGUUGAGGUACCUGGUGACCUAAAAAGGCUCAUAGAUCUGAAGAGUUGGAAGGGCAUCAUAACCUUUAGGCCUUUACAAUUCUCAGACUUCCCCCAAAGCAUGGUUUGGUGCCAGUCCUUUCAUCUCCUUCCAGAGCCCCAGGACCAAGCUCAAGUUUUGGGAGACAUGGUCACCAUUCCCAUGGUACAGAUGCUUGCUGGAUUUAGGGAGGGCACUUUGCUACCAUGCCUCUUCCCAAAGCCCUUGGGACCAGUCUUUUGUUCUCUUUCUCAUUGUUUGGUGUUCCCACUGCAUGCUGUUGACUUCCCCCUCCCCAAACAAGAGACUCCACUGCAUGUUCCAAGACAGUAUGGGGUGGUAAGAUAAAGAAGGGAAGGGUGUGGGGAUGGACAAAGCUUGACUUACUGGUUAUCAGGGUCUUGUAGAAGGCUCUGUAUGUCCCUAGGGUACUGGCCAGAUCCCCAGUUCUAGCCAUAAACCAAGUACCAGGCUGGACCCUCAUUUACCACAUAAAGGCAGUAAACUUUGGGCUGAGCUUUUAGCAUCAGUGGAUUUCAAGUGGCAUUACAGUCCAGGGAAGGUUUGAGGAUGUUUAGGACCAGGUCCUCUGGAGAGGUCAGAGGGCCCUCUGUGGGUGCUGGGUACCCCAGAGGUGCCACUGUUAGAAGAGUCACUGUGGCUCCAGCAGCAAGGGAGGGUCAGCUGGGCCAUUCUUGGUCCUUGGGUUGGGGAGGCAUGGAGCUAGAGCUGGGACCAAGUGAACAGGAAGUCUCAGCCCCAGAUCAGAGCUUCUCCACAGGGCCUCUGAACUCCCCAAGCCUCUGUUCCUUCAUUUUGCCAGGUGCCAUUUCUUUUCUGUGAUGGCCACUGCCCAGGCGCGCCCACCCCCGUCUGCCCUCUAGUGGCCAGAGCCUGGUUAAAGUCUCCCAGUGCCUCCUUGUGCAUAGACCUUUCUCUGCCCACCCCCAUUUGCCCAUGCCCCCCCCCCAGUCCCGUCCCUUCAGCGGGGCUGUGCAAGAACCCCACCCCAACCCUAACAGUAGUGUAGAGCCCCCUCCCUCUUUCGGCUGGUGUAGAAUAGCCAAUAGUGUAGUGCGGUGUGCUUUUCCGUGGUGGCGGGUGGGCGGGCGGAGGGCUCCGUGCAGCCGUCUGUCCUUGAAUCCGCCUGCGGCGGCCCGUGCUGUGUUUUGUGCUGUGUCCACGCGCUGCGGCGACCCCUCCCCUGUACUGACUCCUAUAAGUGCUUUUCUUCGCAUAGUCACGUAGCUUCCCCACCCACUCCCUUUCCUGUGUCUCACGCAAGUUUUAUACUCUAAUAUUUAUAUGGCUUUUUUUCUUUGAAAAAAAAAUUAAAAGGUUUCUUCUGAAA